AUGGAUCCAUGUCUUUCCUUUACGGCACUGGGCAAAGAGUUCUUCGGCAUGGUCACUGUAAAAUACCCAUUGGAUAGCGUUCCGCCACUCGCCGUCAAUCUGAACAUCUGGGGACUGAAUUUGAGUGUAGCUCUCCGUCGUUGCAGAUCUGACAUUGUUGAGAGGCUAAUGCGAUCUAUCGAUUUCGAGGAAGAGGAUGAUCGGGACUUUGCGGACUGGAUAACGCCGUCACUGAUAUUGUGCGCUUGGUAUUCCUUGCUGGUCCUAGAAGCCCCUCGUCCUGGAGGAACAACGCAACUUCUGCAGAAAUAA
Penicillium concentricum is the source of this 312-nucleotide messenger RNA. RefSeq lists its product as uncharacterized. Lineage: Eukaryota; Fungi; Ascomycota; Eurotiomycetes; Eurotiales; Aspergillaceae. The transcript has a single exon. The record is from RefSeq and is a predicted model, not a curated record. The coding region runs from base 1 to 312 and encodes 103 amino acids.